Molecule: messenger RNA, 594 nt
Organism: Lathyrus oleraceus (garden pea)
Lineage: Eukaryota; Viridiplantae; Streptophyta; Magnoliopsida; Fabales; Fabaceae
Product: cyclin-A3-1-like
Exons: 1
Coding region: 1-594 (197 amino acids)
Source: RefSeq, a predicted model, not a curated record
AUGCCUUGGCACAAUUCUAGUCUUCUUGUUAUCCCUUGCAGCAUUUCCAGCCAAUUCAAGAACCUCAGCAAAUCAGCAUUAACUUCAACAAUUUCCUUACUUCCUAAUUCCAAUUUGGAUAAGUCUGUUUGUAACAAAAGCAAUGCAAAACGUGACACUCAGCAGAUUAUCCAGCCUUACCUAUCCGAUAUCUCAGAUUACCUUCGCACAAUGGAGAUGCAGGACAAACAAAGACCAGCGGGUGAUUACAUGGAUAAAGUUCAGAGAUGCAUUACUACAAAUAUGAGGAGAACAUUGGUGGAUUGGUUAGUUGAGGUUGCGGAUGAAUACAAACUUCUCCCAGAAACUCUUCAUCUAGCUGUUUCCUACAUUGACAAAUUCCUAUCUAUCCAUUCUCUCAAUAGAUCCAAGCUUCAGCUGCUCGGUGUUUCCGCUAUGCUCAUUGCAUCGAAGUAUGAAGAAAUCACUCCACCAAAAGCAGUGGAUUUCUGCCAAAUUACUGAUAACACAUAUGAACUGCAUGAGGUUUUGGAGAUGGAAGCUCACCGUUUUCACUGCAGUAAAAAAAAAAACACAUGGCAUUGGCAACAGUAA